This is a messenger RNA of Ctenopharyngodon idella (grass carp), 1995 nucleotides long. RefSeq names its product protein FAM216A. The record is from RefSeq and is a predicted model, not a curated record. The coding region runs from base 71 to 619 and encodes 182 amino acids. Lineage: Eukaryota; Metazoa; Chordata; Actinopteri; Cypriniformes; Xenocyprididae. The transcript has 5 exons.
UGGUAUUACAGGUCGUCUUAUAUCACUUGUAAAUAUUCUACAGGUCUCACAGUUCAAGUAACACGCCGGAAUGAAAAAGCACGUGAAAUUCCUUGAAAACAACAGCGAUAAAAGCCGUCUGCACCACAAAAAGUCAUUUUUGCCUUUAAGGCCAUCUGGUCUCAACCAUGUGCAAACUGGAAAAGCAAACUCAGUAUUUGGAUAUAAAAUACAGAGACCUGCAACUGUACAAGUGCCAGAACAAAAUCAGGACAUUAAAACUAUUCAUAUCCCUAAGACCAUGACUGCUGCUCCAUUUUUACAGCAUCCAGGCUUGACACCCGGACAGAAGCGUUUCCUGUACAGUAUCGCAGAGGCCUACAGCAAAGAGCACAUGCGGCAGCUAAUACGUCAACAUUAUAUGAAUGUAUUACACAGGUGUAUCAGGACAGUGCCGGAUGCGCAUCAUGUGAAUGUAAAUGUGAAACUGCAGAUGUCAACAUACACCCCAGAAGCAGAACACAUGACAAACUCCCAAAGUACACCAAUGAGCAAGACAAAAGAAAGUGGAAAGAGAUCUUUGACUUCAGAGAAAGUCAAGAAAACAACUUUACCUAAAAUUGUAAAUCAUCAAAGGUAAGUAAAUGAUGCCACCUGCAAAACUGUUGAAAGGCUUAGCUGUAAACUUAAUAUUUAAAUACUCCACAGAGUGUCUUCUGGAUUAGCAAAAUCGAACAUGGUACAAUCAAGAAAAAGGAGGACUACCAUUGCAAAACAUGCUUCUUCACAGGGUAGGUUUGUUCCAGACUAUAAAUAGUGCAAUGUACAGGAUUCUUUAUGAUCUGGAUAUUAUGAACAUUUCAGGUUCCUGUUUUGCACUUAAUUAAAGCAUACAGUGUAUAUUUAACAUUAUUCAAAAUGGACCUAAAUUUCCAGGAUCACGCCCAUGGGAAGCUGACUUUGAAUGGGAGGCAACUGAAACAGAUUCCUACCUUGCUGGACAAAUGAGUGGCCUGUCUUUCAACGAAUCGGAAGAUGAUGAAGAGGACUUUCUAUUUCUUACCUAACGCAUCAAUCUAUGUUUUUGACAUUUAAGAAAAAUUUCUAACAAAAUCUUAAAACAUAUCCUAGACAAACAAUCCAGUUGUUCCAGACAUUUCAAAAUAGUAAUUUUAAUAAUGUGUCAAAUGUGUUCUGUGUUUUCUUUAACCCUUAAACGCAUACCUUGGAUCUUUAGUGACCCGGGAUUUUUAAUUUUUUAAAGUUAGACAUCAAUCUUCUUAGUAUUCCUCAAUCGAUUCAUUAUAAACAAUAUAACAAGAAAAAAAAUAAUUAAAUUAUAAAAGAAAGCCUGUUUUUCCAUUCAUUUUUUGUAAAAAUUGUAUAGGGUCGCUAACGACCUAAGGUGUGUAACAAUGUAAGUAUAUUUUUUUUUCUGCACAACAAUAAUUGAAUCUUUGAUGACUGAAUAAGUGCAAUUCACCUUUAUUCCACAAGGUGGCAAUGUCUGAAACACAAUGAUGAAAUGAUGUUUCACUCAUAGUUAAAGCAGGCAGAAAAAAGAAUAGGAAGUAUCAUCAUCAAAACUUGAAAUGGCUCAGCGAUUUACUGCAGAGCAAGUACUGAACACAAUCAAAUAUUAGUGUCACUGUCACUUGUUGGUGGAUCUGGUGAAGAAGCUGUCAGCGAUCAGAAUACUGAUUUUGAAGAUGUUGAAAAUGAUAGUUUUGAGAAUAUGUUUGAGAUUGCGAAUAUGAGCCAGAUGCUGAUGAGGACAUUGAUGAUGGUAUAAAACAUCUGCUCAAACUGAACCCUUCCAAGCUCCAAAAGGUAACAAAAUAUGUUUUACUUUAUUCUUCUCUAAUUGUUACUCUAAUAUCAGAAGAGUUUUAUAUUAAUCGCAACAGGUAGAGAUCUAUCCGUGUUAGAUACAGUUCUGGGUCGCAAAAGACCUAAAUAUGUAACAGUGAUUGUUGAAACAUUCAUGCAUUUAAGGGUUUAAAAAAAAUAAUUACA